GGCAAGAACAAGCACUUCCAGUGUCCUGACAUCAAGCAGGAAGUGACGUCAUCCUGGCGCCAGCUUGAAUAAGUAGCAUGCAGCAGUAGGGAGAGUUUGUAGCUGGGUCAUAACUGUGUAGGGGGUGGAAGAAAGUAGUCAUCCCUCACCUGGGCUAGCUGUGGACAUAGGGCAGGUUUCAAGGUAAAAAAUAAAUCAAGGGUUUGGUAUUUUUAUUCAGUGGAUCUCCAAAAUGACAAAACUUACAGCAGAUAUUCUUUUAAAGAAAGGUCUUCCUAAAUCAACUUCUCUAAAAGAUGUGAAGAAAUUAGAUCUCUCAAAAAUGCACCUGGAAACAAGAGAUCUAGACCCAAAGCUCUUUUCUCACAUGGUAAAUCUUGAAGAACUUGAUAUUUCUGGAAACCUUCUAUCCGAAAUCCCCGUCAACCUGAAACUUUGUAAUCUACGAGUUUUAAAUAUCAAUGAUAAUCAAGUUGAAGAGAUCACAGUUUUGAAGGAGUUUCCAAAUCUUGAGGAGGUCCUCUACGAAGACAAUCUGUACCUGACUGUGAGCGAUAAUCACAAGGUGUUUUGUCUCUUACCCAAGUUACGAAGGCUGAAUAAUAAAGAUAUAACCUCUUUAGCUAAUCAUGUUAGGUUUGUCAAUCACCGAGAGCUAAGUAACAGGGUUGAAUCUUACUGGGAAAAAAAUUAUAAAGACAAAUUGCCCAAGGAACCUUCCACAGAAAAAAUAAAAGCUGUAGGUAAAGACUUUAUGAAAACUGUUGUGAAUAAUGUUCGCUACGGGCCAAAUUCUCUAAAAGACUUUACCAAGUGGAAGGUUCAAUUAAUUGCUGAAAACCUCCUCUCCUCCUUGCUGGUUAGCAACGAAAGUGACAUAGAGACUACAUUAGAUCAAACCUCUAAAAACAAUGCAACCAAGGCAUUGCAAAGUUCCAACCGAAAGAAGCACAAUGGAGACUCACCAGAAGAAUCUCCCAAAAAAAGGGUUCGAAUAACCGAUGAUCUGUCUUCUACAACUCUGUCACCACAAAGUUCUAAAAAAUUACUUGAAAAAUCAUUUAGGAUUACGCCAGUCAAGCAAAAACAAGAAUGCACACCAAAAGACCAGCAAAGUGAAAGUAAAUUGUCAAAGUCUCCAAUAGCCUCUUCAAAGUCCACUCCUUCCAAAUCACAACCCAAGGUGGAAAGAACAUUAAUUAAUGGAAAACAAAAUCUUUCACUGAGUGGGCGGAAAGCAAAGAAAGAGUUUAAUGUGGAGCCACUCCAUUUCCUGCAGUGCCACAGUAAAAACAACAAUGGGAAUGACUUCAGCACCCAGUUAUGGUCCUGUGCAUUUGAACCAGAUUUGGACACCUCUUUAAGUAAGGUUUUUGCGUCCUCUGGAGGGGACUCGGUGUGUGUUGUUGACUGUGAGACCGGAAAGCUUCUAAAGAAGUAUAAAGUAACUGGAGAGACGUUCUUUACUUUGGCCUGGACAACUCUUACAAUAAUUAAAGAAGGGCAGAAGAGGAAAAUCAAUGUUUUAGCAGCAGGUGGAAAACUUGGAGUUAUAAAACUAAUACACACAAAAGUCAAUCUGGCAUAUGGGGAAAUAAAAGCUCACAAGAAAGCCAUUUCUAUCAUGUGCUUCAGCCCAACACAGGAAACCUUUCUCUUCACUGGAUCUUACGACAAUAGAAUUCUCCUUUGGGAUAUUGGUGUGCCAGAUUAUGAAUACAACUUCAGAGCUAGUCAAUUGUUGACACUCGACACUACCUCUACUCCUUUACGGAUUUGUCCAGUUGCUGCGAGCCCCGAUCAGUACUUGCUGGCUGCUUGUGAAGAUGGCUGCUUUGUUUAUGACAUUAAACUUGCUAAGAACCAGGGAAAAAGGUCUUUUGAUGUAGAACUAAAUUUUCCAAUAUACAAGACUGAAACAAAGAAUGACGACUUCCACGUAAUAGAUGGUCUGGCAUUUCUAAAUGAAGACCUUGUAGCUUCUAAAAGUGCAAAUCAAGGGUCUAUCUACAUAUGGAGCUGGGAGAGAUCGUUCAAGGCUAAGAAAUCAAAAGGCAAUAAGAAACUUGAUGCAGUGAUUUUAGCAGAGCUGAAGUGGUCAAACACUGAUCUCCCUUACAUCACCCUUACUGCAUCACAAGAAGGUCUCUGUGUUUUCUGUGGCGAUGAAGUAGGAAAAAUCUGGAUAUAUGAUCUAGAGUCUUGUAAAGCAGAAUUGAUAAAUGGCAUCCCAAGCAAAAAUCUGAAACCGCCAACAAAGGUAAUUAAUUGGCCAUCUCUUGCAUCCGCUAACGAUAUUGUGGAUGGAUCAAUGAUAAACACUGUUGCUGUGGACCCAACGCUGCGAUACUUGGUAGCAUUGACAGAUAAAAAUCUCAUUGCUGUAUGGAAAAUAUUAUGAGCAAAACAUUUUUAUUUUA
Messenger RNA from Pelobates fuscus (common spadefoot toad), 2420 nucleotides. It is a transcript of the gene LRWD1, whose product is annotated as leucine rich repeats and WD repeat domain containing 1. The record is from RefSeq and is a predicted model, not a curated record. The transcript has 16 exons. Gene Ontology annotation, cellular component: nuclear origin of replication recognition complex. Bases 233 to 2401 code for a protein of 722 amino acids. Lineage: Eukaryota; Metazoa; Chordata; Amphibia; Anura; Pelobatidae. Gene Ontology annotation, biological process: establishment of protein localization to chromatin; chromatin organization. Gene Ontology annotation, molecular function: chromatin binding; protein binding.